AUGCCCGAUGGAAAGUUAGACAUGGUCAGGGUGGUGGGUUAUCUGGAAGGAGGGCUGCAGGAGGAUCCCACUGGGACAGCAGUUAAGAAGCAGUCAGAACCUGGGAGGAAUGUCGGGAGUACAGGCUGUGGCAGGGAAAGCAAGGGUGUUUGUGGGUCCUUGGAGGGUCCCAGGAAGUGCUCCAUUGAGAACUAUAGGACAGUGGUUAGCCCCAUGAAAGAUUUUAGGGAAAAAGCAACCUAUAAAGGGCUUUGUCACAUCCUCUCCCUUGUUGCUGAGAAAGCCAUUGUGUUCAUCACAUGGAUGUUAACUUUUGACAACCUGCGUGGGAACCGGCUGUCUCAGACUGUGCAAGAGAGCAUCUCAGCACAUGUUCCCCCUGUCCUUACAGAAUAUCUAGAAUUCUCUGCUCUGGGUUUUGUGUUGUUGUUCAUGGAAUUCAGGAGUCUUUGGUAUUCCACAUCAUUAUUGAGUUCCACAGCUGCCAAACUGGUCACAUUGGUGAAACUUUUGGCUCUCAGCUUUGUCAUAACCUCUGGCUUCAUUAAGGGGGACCUGCACAACUGGAAGCUCACAGAAGAGGACUACGUAAAGGCUGGACUCAAUGACACCUUGAGCUUGGGCCCUCUGGGCUCUGGAGGAUUUGUGCCUUUUGGCUUCAAGGGGAUUCUUGGUGGAUCAGCUACCUGUUUCUAUGCAUUUCCUGGUUUCAACCAUAUUGUUACCAGAGUUGAAAAAGCCCAGAAUCCCCAGCGUUCCAUCCCCAUUGGCAUUGUGAUUUCACUGUUCAUCUGCUUUUUGGUAUAUUUUGGUGUCUCUUCAGCAUUCAUGCUUAUGGUGCCUUACUACCAGCUCCAACCUGGGAGCACCUUGCCUGAGGUAUUUCUCCAUAUUGGCUGGGUCCCUGUCUACUAUGUGGUAGCUUUUGCAUUGCUGUGCAUUCUUUCCGCCUGCCUUUGGAGCUUUGUGUGGCCAAUGCGUCAGGUGCUAUACGUGAUGGCAAAGGAUGGCCUCCUGUUCCCUGUCCUUACCCGUAUCUCUUUCUUCCAAUACUCUCUUAUCAUGAUCAUUGUGUUUGUUGGAACUAUUCCAGUCAUUGUAUUCUUCUUUGGAGUCACUGAUCUCUUGGACCUAAAGUCAGUUGUGUCCCUGAUUUCUCACACCCUGGUUGCAAUUUGUGUUCUCAUCCUCAGGUAUCAGCCUGAGAUGCAGAAUGAGGAAAAUGAAGCAGAGGUGCAGGAGGAGAAUGGACCUGCAGCAGAGAGGCUGACUUUACAGCGACUACUUUUUCCAGGUAGUUCCACCCCCACUCCACUCUCUGGCCGGGUUGUCCAUGGGCCAGUUCUGCUUUCUGGAGACCCAGUGUGGAUUUUGGUGGUUGUGCUGCUCCUGGUGCUCAUCACUGGGCUCACUGGGGUCAUCUGGAGACAGCCUCAGAGCUCCAGUCCCAUUUACUUUAAGGUCCCUGCUCUGCCUCUCCUCCCACUACUGAGCGUCUUUGUGAAUGUUUACCUUAUGAUGCAGAUGACAGCUGGCACCUGGAUAGUAUUUGGUGUCUGGAUGCUAAUUGGGUUUGUUAUCUACUUCGCCUAUGGGAUCCAGCGCAGCUGGGUAGCUAUCCCCACUUAA
Messenger RNA from Felis catus (domestic cat), 1629 nucleotides. Its product is annotated as cationic amino acid transporter 3-like. Gene Ontology annotation, molecular function: amino acid transmembrane transporter activity. Gene Ontology annotation, biological process: amino acid transport; transmembrane transport. Lineage: Eukaryota; Metazoa; Chordata; Mammalia; Carnivora; Felidae. Bases 1 to 1629 code for a protein of 542 amino acids. Gene Ontology annotation, cellular component: plasma membrane. The record is from RefSeq and is a predicted model, not a curated record. The transcript has 4 exons.